GAUUUAUGUUAUAUCCUUAUUCACAAAUUUGUUUAACUGCCAUUAAAGUCUCAUUUUUUAGAUACAAAUAUGGAUUCUAGUAGUCCAGCACACUCUGAUCGACAUACAGAGGCAAUGACAUCUCCUGCACCAGAAAUAGAUGAACCAUUUGAGGAUGAAUCUGAUUUAUUGGGUAAUGAUAAUGAUGUUAAUGAGGAAGAAGAGGAAGGAGAAGAAUUAUUUGGGGACAAUAUGGAAGCUGAUUAUCGUCCCAUGCCAGCAUUAGAUAGAUAUGAUCCAGAUGUAGUGGAUGAUGAAGAAUAUUCAGAAAUGUCUCAAGGCGAACGUGUAGCUGCAGAAUCUACUAUGCGUAAAAGAGAUCGUGCAGCAGGAAAUAGUAUUUAAGAUGAAAGUGAUGAAGAAGAAAUACAAGCCCGUAAAAGACGUAUGGCUGAAAAAGCAGCAACAGGUGAAAUUGAAGACGCAGAAAUGGUUGAAUCUAUAGAGAAUUUAGAAGAUACUAAAGGUCAUUCAGUUAAAGAUUGGGUAGCUAUGCUAGGACCUAAGACUGAAAUUUCUAAUCGUUUUAAAAGUUUUCUUCGUACACAUACUAACUCAAAAGGGCAAUAUAUGUAUAAAGAACGUAUUCGUCAUAUGUGCGAGAGUAAUCAAUCUAGCUUUAUUGUGGAAUUCCCUAUUCUUGCUAGCAAAGAGCAUGUUUUGGCAUAUUUUUUACCAGAAGCACCAUUUCAAAUGUUAGAAAUAUUUGAUGAAGUAGCAAAGGAAUUGGUAUUAACUAUAUUUCCUAGCUAUGAAAGAGUUACAGGUGAAAUUCAUGUCAGAAUAUCAGAAUUGCCAUUAAUAGAAGAAAUUCGUACAUUUAGGAAAUUACAUUUGAAUCAACUAGUACGUACUCUAGGAGUUGUUACUGCAACUACAGGAGUAUUACCACAAUUGUCUGUUGUAAAGUAUGACUGUACAAAAUGUGGAUAUGUACUUGGACCUUUUGUACAAAAUCAAAAUACUGAAGUUAAGCCUGGAUCAUGUCCCGAAUGUCAAAGUAUUGGACCUUUUAUGAUUAAUAUGGAGCAAACAAUAUAUAGAAACUAUCAGAAAAGUAGAAUUCCUAGGAGCAAGGAAUGUAUUCUUUUAUCAGAUCUCUGUGAUCGCUGUAAACCAGGAGAUGAAGUUGAUGUUACUGCUAUUUAUACAAAUAAUUAUGAUGGUUCUUUGAAUACAGAACAAGGUUUUCCUGUAUUUGCAACAGUUCUUCUUGCUAACCACUUACAUGUAAAAGAUUCAAAAGAAAUUGUAGAAUCUUUAACCGAAGAAGAUAUUUCUAGUAUUAUUGCUUUAAGUAAAGAUCAUCAAAUUAUUGAUCGCAUUGUUGCAAGUAUUGCUCCUUCAAUUUAUGCUCAUGAAUAUACAAAAAGAGCUUUAGCUUUAGCGUUAUUUGGAGGGGAAUCAAAAAACCCUGGUAAUAAGCAUAAAGUAAGAGGAGAUAUCAAUGUGUUAUUAUGUGGAGACCCAGGAACAGCUAAAUCUCAAUUUUUAAAAUAUGUUGAAAAAAUUGCACCAAGAGCAGUAUUUACUACAGGUCAAGGAGCUUCAGCAGUGGGAUUAACUGCUUUUGUAAGAAAAUCACCAAGUACUCAUGAAUGGACGUUAGAGGCUGGUGCCUUAGUUCUUGCUGAUCAUGGAAUUUGUCUUAUUGAUGAAUUUGAUAAGAUGAAUGACCAAGAUAGAACGUCUAUUCAUGAAGCUAUGGAACAGCAAAGUAUUUCUAUCUCAAAAGUAGGAAUUGUUACAUCACUUCAUGCUAGAUGUUCAGUAAUAGCUGCAUCCAAUCCUAUCGGAGGAAGAUAUGAUGCUAGUAUGACAUUUUCCGAAAACGUAGACUUAUCAGAACCAAUUUUAUCUCGUUUUGAUAUUCUUUGUGUAAUAAAAGAUGAAAUAGACCCUAUGCAAGAUCGGCAUUUAGCUAAAUUUGUUGUGAACUCUCAUAUUAAACAUCAUCCUACAAAUGCAGGAAAAGUAACAACUACCACAGAUAAUACACAUGAUAUAUCUAUUCCACAAGAUCUUUUAAAAAAAUACAUAGUAUAUGCACGACAAAAUGUUCAUCCUAAGUUAACAAAUAUUGAUCAAGAUAAAGUAGCAAAAUUAUACAGUCAAUUGAGACAAGAAAGUUUGGCUACUGGGAGUUUACCAAUUACGGUACGACACAUAGAAAGUAUCUUACGUAUGGCUGAGGCAAGUGCUAAAAUUCAUUUACGUGAUCACGUUCAAGAAAAUGACAUUAAUCUUGCCAUCAGAAUGAUGCUUGAUAGUUUUGUAGAAACACAAAAAUAUUCAGUAAUGAAAAGCAUGCGUCAGACAUUCCAGAAAUAUCUAUCAUACAAAAAAGAUCACAGUGAACUUCUAUAUUAUAUACUUAGGCAGAUUACAUUAGAUACUUUAACAUUUCAAAAAGCUAUACACGGAAGUCGUAUUACGACAAUUGAAAUUUCAGAAAAAGAUUUAUUGGAUCGGGCUAAACAAAUUGAUAUAUUCAACCUUCAUCCAUUUUAUGAAAGUGACAUAUUCAAAUCAAAUAAUUUUGUUUAUGAUUCAAAGAGAAGAGUAAUAAUACAAACACUUCCUGAAGGUAUUGAUGACUAA
Molecule: messenger RNA, 2640 nt
Organism: Eufriesea mexicana
Lineage: Eukaryota; Metazoa; Arthropoda; Insecta; Hymenoptera; Apidae
Gene: Mcm2
Product: DNA replication licensing factor Mcm2
Exons: 15
Biological process (GO): double-strand break repair via break-induced replication; mitotic DNA replication initiation; DNA replication
Cellular component (GO): MCM complex; nucleus
Molecular function (GO): ATP binding; single-stranded DNA helicase activity; 3'-5' DNA helicase activity
Source: RefSeq, a predicted model, not a curated record